AUUUAUAGAUAUCUUAUUGUUAUGUCUUUUAAAUGAUGGCUCAAAUACAAAUGAUUUUCACAAAAUAGAUUUCGUAUUUGUAAAUAUAUAUUUUCAUCUUCAUAAAGUCUGUUUGUUUUCAUAAUUUUUUGUUUUUUUUUUUUCUUCGAUUUUAAUAAUAAUAAUUUUUUUGAUUUCUGUUCCAAAUUGUUUGUUGUUCUGUGUUUUGUGUUUGAAUUAAAUUGUUCGAAUGUGUUUCGCAAAGGCCACAGUAUUUCAUUCAAUGCACCUUCGACAAUUUUAUUUUGGAACAUAUAAUCAAGUCAAAUUCAGGUAGUUUCAUUUCGUGGCGCACAUAAUACACAAUUGACAAUACAAAAAAAGUAAUACGCAAUCAAACGGUUGUGAUUUGAAAUCAAAUGGAUGUGUGUGUUUUUUUUUCAUUGGUUUACCAUAGCCAUUUGUAAGAAAUCGGUUUUAAUUUUGACCGUUCAACUCUUCCAACAAAUUCAUAUGUAAAGAUUCUUGCUUGAUGACACCAAAUUAUAAUAUAAAAAGAAAACGUGACAAAAGAGCUAAAGAAAUAUGAUAAAAAUUAAUGGUUGCGUCGUUGGGUGAUAUGCAUGUUUUUGGCAAGAUUCGAGCUACAUGAUUAGACCGAGAUGGUAGUUUUCGUUGAAGUACGUGUUCCGCUAAAGCGGCAAACACACUUUCCAUACUAAUCUAUGAAGUGUGUGUGUGUUUGGUGAAGACAAGAUAAAAUUUUGUGUUUUUCUUUUUAUAUUAUUAUGUUGUUGCUGCUUGAAAAUCAAAUCAUAUGACAAAUAAAAAGAAUUCCGUUCAAAUAAUUGUAUUGAACCACCAAUGCUUGAACUCCUGUUUAAAUGAAGAAAAUAAAAGGAAAGAGAAUCGAAUUGUUUAAUGUUUUUUUUUUUCAUAAAUAAUCUCUUCGAUAGUUCUCUUCGAGACGAUUCUCUUUUAGUUUUAGAUGGUACGACUUAACUUUAAUAGCCUUCAACCCUGUGUCUGGAUUGUUUUCUAAUCAUCCUCCAAUCUGUACCUGCACUAAUGAUCUUUUUUUUACCUACACACACAAAAUUUGACAAUUAAAGUUUAUAUCAGAUACGCAUAAACAAUACAUUUACAUUAUUUCUGUAGACUUACCACCAAAAGAUGUCUCAUUAUAUACGAUCGAACGUCUGAAGAAUGUAGGCAGUUGUGUUUUGAUGUUCAACACGAAAACUACUUUAAAUUGUGAACGUCACUUGAAAUUUUUUUAAACUGUAGAGAAUUCGAAUGAGAAAAAGUCAAUAUAAUAUACGGACAAUUAAGUGAUUGCAGCAAAUUCGCAGCUAUUGAGAAAACAAAUAUCAAAAUUUCAUCAUUUGAAAAUGAUACUAACCGAUUUAAAUAUUGACUGCCUCGAAGGAAUUUUGGAGCAUUUGAAAUAUCAAGAUCUUCUUAAUGUUGCUGAUUCAAAUGGAAGACUGCGUCAUGCUUCGAAAUUUGUCUUUGUUGAGAAAUACGCCAACUAUGAAUUUAAGUUCGAUUCUGACGCAAACUGUAGAGACAAAGAUGUAUAUCCGUCUAGGCUAGGUAAAUUAAAUAUCGAGGAUUUAAAAACUGUUCUGCAAACACUGCGUAUCUUUGGGAGUCUAAUAACCCGAAUAGAUUGUAUUGUUAUGGAGAGGCCAUAUAUCACCGACUACAUAAAUGAAUUUUGCAGUGAAACCGUUAGUGACAUUCGAUUUGUGAAGUGGAGAGAUGGCGGUUUGAAUUAUUUUUUUAAAAAAUCAUUCACAAGGACAAAAACUGUUUGUAUUGUAUCAAAUGGUUCAAACGAACAAAAUAGUAAACUGGCAGAAAUAUUUCCAAGAAUGCAAAAUUUAACAUUGUAUGCGAAGUGUUCAUCAUUUAUGCAUAGUGGAUAUAUUGUCAAUCAUUUUCCUCACUUGGAAUACUUCAAAAUAACUCCUAUCUGUUUAGGUAACUACAUAAAGGACACUGAAUGUUUCGAAGUUUUGAGAAAUUUUUUGAAAUUGAAUCCACAACUAAAAUACCUGUUCAUGGAUUGCAACGAUCAUGCAGCGAUGGAUAUUCUUCAAGUUUUUGCUGAAAAUGAGCGGAAAUCUAAACAUCUUGAAUUGCGAAAUUACCAUUCCAAUUUUUCAAAUAUCAGAGAAAAAAUCUAUUUAAGGAACGUCAAACAAUUUACCAUUGCGGUUAGAUAUAUUGAGAAGAUCCCGUUUUUAUUUGAUCAGCUGGAAACAUUCGAAAUUGAUUCGUGGUAUCCAUUACCAUGCAUCUAUGAUUUUUUGCAGAAUAAUUCAACGAUAAAAAAAUUGAAAAUAUGUAUCAACGAUUUGGAUUAUUCAAAAUUGAUUUCUAUUUUGCCGUUAGUCGAAGAAAUUACAGACCAAUCUAAUAUAUCUGUUGAUGCCGUAUUUCAUGUCAUAACUAUGUUCAAAUAUUUGAAAUACUUUUGCUUUAUGAAUCGUGAAAGUGAACAAUUUAAGGCACGCCUAAAUGAUGGCUGGUCAAUUCAAAAUCGCGAAAAAAUUUAUCGAUCAGGUGUCAAUCGCGAAAAAGUCACUUUAAAACGUCAAAUGUAA
Molecule: messenger RNA, 2591 nt
Organism: Sitodiplosis mosellana (orange wheat blossom midge)
Lineage: Eukaryota; Metazoa; Arthropoda; Insecta; Diptera; Cecidomyiidae
Exons: 2
Coding region: 1371-2591 (406 amino acids)
Source: RefSeq, a predicted model, not a curated record